CAUCGAAUACUCAGGCAGUUCCAAUAUGGACGACCAGGAACUUGGGCAAUUAGAAGUACUCUGCAAGCAGCUUUAUGAAAGCACCGAACCAGCGGUUCGAAGUCAGGCAGAAAAGGCUUUGAUUAGCUUCACGGAGUCACCAGACUGCCUGCAGAAAUGUCAGUACGUCCUAGAACGAAGCACUUCCUCCUAUUCGCAACUCCUGGCUGCUUCGUCCUUGAGCAAACUGAUUUCAAGAAACUCUGGUGUGUUAACUGUUCAACAAAAACUUGAUAUUAGAAAUUAUGUGCUAAACUAUUUGGGCUCAAGACCGAAACUACUCCCAUUUGUGAGACAGUCUCUCAUACAGUUACUGGCUAGGAUAACCAAACUAAGUUGGUUUGAUAGUCAAAAAGAGGAGUUUGUAUUCCGAAAAAUCACAGAAGAAAUAAAAGAAUUUCUUAAGGGGUCGAUAGAAUACUGGAUUAUUGGUGUACAAAUCUUGUCUACCACAGUGUGUGAUAUGAAUCAGGCCAGUUCAUGUCGUUCAUUAACCAAGCAUAGAAAAAUUGCUUCCUCGUUUCGCGACGUUGCGUUAUACGACAUAUUUAUUAUGUCUUGCUCGCUGUUGAAAGAAGCGUUUGAAAAACACAUCAAUCUACAAGAACAAAAUCAGCACGUGUUGAUGAGCGAGUUACUGCAGCUCACGUGCAAUUGUCUUACGUUCGAUUUCAUCGGCACGGCCUCGGACGAGUCAGCGGAUGAACUUGGAGCCGUGCAGAUACCAACCACGUGGAGAGAAACUUUCCUCAAUUUUGGAUCGCUCCAACUGUUUUUCGACCUUUAUCACGCUCUACCUGCAACACUCUCGCCUUUGGCUCUGGGUUGUCUGAUUCAAAUCGCUUCGGUCAGGCGAUCGCUUUUUAGCAAUGCCGAACGAUCAAAAUUUCUGGAUAAAAUUGUCAGUGGAAUUAAAGGAAUACUCGAUUCUCCGCAGUCUUUGGCUGAACGGAACAACUACCAUGAAUUCUGUCGUCUACUCUCCCGGCUAAAAUCAAACUAUCAGUUGGCAGAACUGGUCAAAGUCGAAGGCUAUUCCGCGUUAAUUGCAACCAUCGCGAAAUUUACUGUCACCAGCUUACAGAUGUGGCAGUUUUCUCCCAAUAGUAUUCACUAUUUACUUGGUCUCUGGCAAAGAAUGGUGUGUUCAACACCUUAUAUUAAGUCAACUGAGCCACAUCUCUUAGAAACAUACACACCCGAGAUAACCAAGGCAUACAUAACGUCCAGAUUAGACAGCGUUCAAGCUGUUAUAAGCGAUAACAUAGAAGAUCCACUCGAAGACCUAGGAACGGUUUCACAGCAACUUGACCAGAUAUCGACUAUUGGUCGAUUUGAAUACCCGAAAACCUGCACACUCCUAAUCUCAACAUUCGACCAGAAUGCACAGUCUUUUGAAGAAGCUAUCUUACCCGGUUCCUCGUCGUCCUCAAAUAUACCGCUCUAUGAAGGUCGGUUAACAUGGCUCGUGUACAUUAUCGGAGCGGUUAUCGGCGGCCGUGGUUCGACUUACACAACGUUUGAGGAAUACGACGCUUUAGAUGGAGAAUUAGUUUGCAGGGUGUUGCAGUUAAUGACUCUGACGGAUAGUAAACUUUCUCAGAGAGGGUGCGAGAGAAUGGAGCUAUCAUAUUUAAGCUUCUUCGACCAAUUCAGAAAAAUCUAUGUUGGUGACCAAGCUCAGAAGACCUCCAAGGCGUACAGAAUUGUAUCCGAACGUCUUGGUCUGCACGACGAGUCGAUGGUCUUGAGUGUUUUCGUAACAAAAAUCGUUACUAACAUCAAGUACUGGAUGCGAAGUGAUGCCAUUAUUCCCAAGACUCUACAACUGCUCAGUGACCUGUCCGUUGGCUACAGCAGUGUACGAAAACUACAGAAGCUUGAGGCAGUGCAGUUCAUACUUAGAAAUCACACUGCUGAACAUUUUCCAUUUCUUGGCGCCCACACUGGUGGACAGUAUUCCGAGAUGAGAUGUAGAACGACCUUCUACGUUGCGCUAGGAAGAUUACUGAUCGUGGAUCUCGGAGAAAACGAAGAAAAAUUUGAAGAAUUCAUGAUACCUUUAUCAGGCACAUUUCGUACGAUAACCUCGAGACUUCUUAAAGGAGAUCCGAAUGCAUUUCAAAUUGACGAAACAAAGAGAAUUCUGGUCGGGAUUUGCCGGGAUCUAACUGGAUUAACUCUUGCACUGACGAGUAAAACUAGUUAUAUGAUGUUGUUCGACUGGAUAUACCCCCAGUUCACCCCUGUUUUAAUUCGUGCAUUGGAACUCUGGUAUCACGACCCAAACGUCACCACUCCAGUUCUAAAGCUCAUGACAGAACUGAUGCAGAACAGAUCUCAGAGAUUGCAUUUCGGCGUCUCCUCGCCAAACGGAAUACUUCUUUUUCGAGAAUGCAGCAAAGUCUUAAUCGCAUAUGGAUCGCCUAUUCUGUCAAUCAAUGACGUACCCGCGGACAGAGCAUAUACUUUGAAGUUCAAAGGUAUUUCGAUAUGCUUCAACAUGCUAAAGGCUGCAUUGUCCGGAGGAUACGUUAAUUUUGGUGUAUUUAAUUUAUAUGGCGACGAAGCACUGAAUAAUUCGCUCAAUAUGUUCGUAAAACUCGCGUUUUCAAUACCAAGCAAAGAUAUCUUGGAUUAUCCCAAGUUAAGUCACGCCUAUUUCAAUCUAGUAGAAGUUGUCACGCAGGAUCAUAUGAAAUUUUUCAGCAACCUCGAACCAAAUAUCUUCUUGUAUAUAUUAUCGUCCAUUUCAGAAGGUCUGGUCGCACUAGACUCCAUGGUCUCGACGAGCUGUUGUGCGACCUUAGAUAACAUUGUAUCAUAUAUAUUUAAAAUCCUAUCCAAACGAAAUAAGCAAGCAUCUCAAGUAACGGCGACAGAGGAAUUCUCAUGUUUGACAACACUUGAGCUUAACCCUGACGUUUUACGACAGUUACUCUCCACAGUUCUCAAUAUAAUAAUGUUCGAAGAUUGUAAAAACCAGUGGUCAAUGUCAAGGCCUCUACUUGGUUUGAUUUUAUUGAAUGAAAAGUACUUUACCGAGUUGGAACAAAAUAUCGUGGCUUCGCAAGCGAUGAAUAAACAGCAGCCGAUGGUUGAAUGCUUCAAAGCUCUUAUGCAAAAUGUAGAAAGAUCUCUGAAUGGAAAAAAUAGAGACAGAUUUACCCAAAACCUGUCAGUAUUUCGUCGUGACGUUACCAACUUGUCGAAAAAUCCCAGCGAGAAUCCAGUCAACACGGAUAUGAUGAAUUGAAAGCAAGUCGAACUUGGCGUUAGAUCGAGCGAGCAGGAUAACAGGAAGAGCCAUUCGUGCUAAAGAAAGCCGAAAUAUGCAUGAAUGAGGUUAAGAUAAAAUAGAGGGUCUCGUCGAAAGCAGGUAGUAUAAAAGUUUAAAAGUCAGUGCAAAUUUUAGGUCUACUUAGAAAUUUGCACAAAACGCAAGCUGUUUGGAUUGGGAUGAAUGGUGGAUAUCGCCAUCUUUGACAUUGUGUUUUCUGGAAGUAGCUGCUCAGACCAGAUCUCCGUUCCCUUUAAUGUUUUUCCUGCAAGGAACUCAGUAGAAUAAAAAGUAGAAAUAGAAGGUCCUAUCUAUACAUUGCAAUUUAUUUCGUCGAAAAAGCCGAAGCAUGUUUUCUAUAAACCAACAUUUUUACGUAACAAAAAUAGGCAAUGAAAGAAAGACAAAAGAUACAAUAUCUUACUUGUGUCAAAUAUUGAGACACUAAACUUCGCAUAUAUUGACAAAGGACAGCGCACACGUUGACAUUGUUACCGAGUACAGGUGUUUGCAUUUUGUAAUCCUGCAGGCUGCAGAAUAAAUCCUAUCAUUUCUUUCUCGA
Messenger RNA from Dendronephthya gigantea, 3881 nucleotides. RefSeq names its product exportin-7-like. Gene Ontology annotation, cellular component: cytoplasm; nuclear pore. The record is from RefSeq and is a predicted model, not a curated record. The transcript is spliced from 35 exons. Gene Ontology annotation, molecular function: nuclear export signal receptor activity; small GTPase binding. Gene Ontology annotation, biological process: protein export from nucleus. Lineage: Eukaryota; Metazoa; Cnidaria; Anthozoa; Malacalcyonacea; Nephtheidae. The coding region runs from base 26 to 3295 and encodes 1089 amino acids.